AGGCAGCACAUUCGCCAGAAACCACCGUGGAAACCACGGACUCGUUGGCAGCUCCAACCAUCGACGCUUCGCCCGAAAACAUCAGUCCUAGCGAGUCGGGGGAUGUUCCAAUCGAGACGGGCCAACAAGCCGCUAGCAGCAAUCAACAAGGCGAGGAACCGGUUUCAAACGACGAGAAACAUCCCGUGGCCUCGCCGCUUGAAAGCACCGACGAGACCACGCCCCCCGCGGACGACGYGGCAUCCGAAUCGACCGAUGGGAGCRGGAUGGAGGACAUAUCACUCGAGAUGGACCAGCAAGCCGCUAGCGAGGGACYAGCGGCAAACGAGGAUCAGAACYYCGUGGCCUYGCCAGUAGGAACCARCGAGGAAGCCGCGGAGUCUGUAAUAGCCCCGACGGGCGAUGCGAAACCAACAGAAGCAAAGACCCAGCCGCCACCCGCYGCCGCAUCCAGCCCUGGGACCCUCGGAGAUGGCAAGGGGCAGACUGCAGCGGGAACCAARCCCGGGCCUACGCCACCAGCACCGUUGGCAAGCGCUGCCAGCCGCGCCGGUGGUGAGACCGGCAAUCCCAUGAACAGCCCGAAGAUAGCCAACCGGUUCGCGAGCCUGAAGAACAUGGCCGGGAGUAUCCAGCUGCCGCAGAAAAAGGCGGGAGCCGCGAAUCGAUUCGCGAGCUUCAAGAGCAUGGCGGGGAAAGUCGGGGCCAAGGCAAAAGCAGAACUCGCCAAGGGAAAAGCGGAGCUCGCCCCGAAGGUCUCCCAGCAGCUCGCGGGGGUGCAGCUGUCGAAACGCCUCGCGAACGUGGCGGAUUGGGCCGAGGGCAACACCAAUCCCGGCAGGCCGAACCGCAACGCUGUUCCGUCGAAGGAUGCGGCCCAUCCUCCCAGAAGCGCUCCCCCUUCUGCUGUYCCUAAACCCCAGCCGCAAACCGACGCCAAGACUCCUCCCGCCCCCGUCGUGGCCGAGCUUCCUGCCGAGUCCACCGCCAAUCUCUCCUCGACAAUCUCCCAGACAGGCAUUUUGCGGGGCGAUUCGGAAGGUUCCGUGCCGACGCCAUCCGCUCGGCAGGCUGGAGUUCUCGGUGCAAGCAACGCCGAUGCGCAAAAAGCGAUUGCAUCAUCGAACACGACUGCAUUUGCUGCUCCAGARCUGUCAAAAACUGGGCAAGCAUCGCUGCCAUCGCAAGAGGAGCACCCAUCGCCUUUGAAUACGCCGCAUGAGCCAAACGAAGAUGCCAAAGAUACAUCAGAUUCGAACGAGGUUGUACUUACUGAUUCUACACAAUCCRUUCCAUCACCAUUCGUGGAGGAAGAAUGUUUAGCCCAAUCAUCAUCCAGUGCAGUCGAUACGGAUGAUGCACUGAAGACCGAAAAAUCUUUUAUGAGCAGCGAGGGAUCAGSAGACRACGACACAUUAUCAUCCCCCAYCYMAAAUGAACCUAUGAAAAGUCCUCCUGUAAGCGACCAAUCUUCUUCUAAAGACGAUGGCAAUCCAUCUUCGUCCGAGAUAGAAAUCCAGAAAGAAACAMAUGGAAAGAACGGCGCGACGGAAACUCAUCCCGCUGGAUCCAUACCCUCACAAUCUACACCCCCGUCCGAUCAGAUCGAGGUGCUCCAGAAAGARCUGCAUGCCGCGCACACCCUGAUCAUGCAGCUCCAACACCACGAGAAUGUCGAGGAAGAGCGACCGGGGGAUGCGGUGAUGGUGGAGCUCCAGGCCAGCCUACAAAAAGAAAUGAACCGCCGGGCCGAGGCCGAGGAGAAAGCACGUGUUGCCAUGGCGCAAUCCCAGAGGAUCGGAGAGGAAUACAAGCUCUUCAAGAUCGAAUCAAAAGCCAACCUGGACGAUCUGACHAAUAAACUCGAAWCCCUGACCCAAGAAAAGGACGCAUUUGAGAAGGAGCUGAUAGACAUUCGCGAGGAGCGUGACGAACAGGCUCGGAAGGAAAUGGCUCUGACGACGCGCCUGAAUGCGGCGAAAAAGAAGGAAGCCGUGAAAGCAAACGCUGCCGAACACUACGAAGAACAAGUAGACCAAUUGGAAUCUUCCGUGAAAGACUACAAAACCCAGGUCGAAUCAUUGUCGGCGGAGCGCACACAGCUGCAAGAGGAACUGGAAGAAUGGAAGCAAUAUGCCGAGAAGCGCACGGAGCAGCUCGAAAACAACCUGAAAGACGAAAAGAAACUCAACGACGAACGAAAGCGGAAGAUGAAAGCUUUUGUCGAGGCCAAGACGGAAGAGGUGCGCCUGGCAAAAACAGACUAUUUGUCGCUGCAAACGGAAAUGGACCAAAACACGCACUCUCUCAAGGAACUCAACCAGCGAUACAAACAACUCCAUGCGCAGUGGGUGCAAUCGCAGACCCGAAACCGCGAGCUGCAACGCGAUGCAAUGAAAAUGAAGAAAGACUCGGAAAAGAUGCACAAGGUAGGGGACUCAUUGGAAGCCCGGUUGUCUCGUUCCGCGCAACAAUCCGAAGACCACAAAAACAAGCGCAUCCACGCACGAAACGAGCUGAUGUCGGUCCUGGGGCAACUGGAGGCAGAACGAGCCGUUAACAGCCGGUUGCAAGAGUCCAUYAAAUUGACCCUCACUCCGAAGGCGCUGUCGCAGCAGCAAACGAUCCGGGAAGCCCUAGACGAAUUCGAGGGAGCCCUGCAAAAGUUGUCGGUCCGUAUCGGACGCCCUUUGCCGCCACCCAUGUCGAACAGCGCACCGGGUGGGUUCAGCGACGUCCAAAGCACGGACGAUGGGUCCAUCGGUAGGAAUCCAACGAGUGGCGGAACCGCCGACGGGGAGGAAGGCAGCACUCCGUCGGGCGCUGUGUCCCUCUCCGAAGUCAACACGAACCGAGCCAUUCAGCAACUCGAGAAYGAGACCCAGCGUGUCAGCCAGAACAUAAUGGACUUUUCUGCCGGCAUCGAACGCAUGAACAAUUUGCUAAACGGUCCCGGUACGAGGAACUGCGUCGAUGUCCUCUCGCAGCUGCUCUCGAUCAAUGGCACUCCUCCGCCCAUCGGCGAACCAUCCCGUAGGGGUGUUACGAGGGGAGGGCAGCGCUACGGCCAAAUCUGAGGGCCGAUCCAAGACCGCCGGGGACGGUGCAUGCUGUAUUGGUAAAUGCUACCGACACGCGAAAGUCCGAUAUGGUUUUUGUCGCAAACAAUCAACCAACUAGCUAAAUAGAAGACACUAAAAAAG
Pseudo-nitzschia multistriata is the source of this 3203-nucleotide messenger RNA. The record is from the annotation of a GenBank genome assembly. NCBI's taxonomy places the organism in Eukaryota, Bacillariophyta, Bacillariophyceae, Bacillariales, Bacillariaceae.